AAAUAAUGGAAAGUGAUCAGGAUAGUUUACUGUUGCAACUUAAUAUUGGGUGUUUGAGCGAGAUUGUCACUUUUGUGCCUCUCAAGCAAGCUCUCCAGCUCAGAUUGGUCUCUCGCAAACUCAACCAAGCUGUCUGCUAUGGAUGGCGUCUCCGCAUUUACCAGAUCGAAGCUUUGAUGAAGCAUUGUAACACAAAACUGAAAGAAGGGUUUGAAGACAAGACAGUGGAAGACUACAAGGACAUGUGAGAGCACCAGGGCUGCAUCAUUGAUGACUUGAACGUUUACGUUGAGAACGGAUUUAAGUUCAACACUCCAAGGCCACAUUACAUGAAUAUUGGAUAUCUUCUUAAGCCUUCAAGAUUUGUAACAAUUCCUCUCAUCACAUCAAUGAUUCUUCUUGGCUGGGAUCCACAAACUUCAAACAUGUCUAGCUUCAAAAAUGAGAAAGACAUUUUGAAGCUGUGGCAUAAGUGCAGACUAAAUUUUAGAAACAAAAAUGUGAAGAAAUAUCAUGAUGCUUUCAAAGUGAGUGAAGUGAGUAUGGAGAGAGUUUCGACUUGCAAGAGAAUUCUCUCUUUACAUCAAGAUCUGACAUUUACUCAGAUAAAGUCUCUGUCAUCCUUAGCUGCGAACAUGUUCUCAUGGAGUAACCUUGUCAUCAAAUAUUUUGAGAUCGACCAACAGAUCAAGCCUCUCGGUAUCAGACAAAUUGAAGACAAGAUCUCAGAGUACGAAAGGACUGAGAAGAAAAUGAUGCAAGUGUUUGAUCGAAUUCUCGCUCACCAGAACUUCUAAAUAGAUCUUUCAAUUACAAUGAAAAAUA
Moneuplotes crassus is the source of this 825-nucleotide messenger RNA. The record is from the annotation of a GenBank genome assembly. Lineage: Eukaryota; Ciliophora; Spirotrichea; Euplotida; Euplotidae.